Synchytrium microbalum is the source of this 1896-nucleotide messenger RNA. RefSeq lists its product as uncharacterized. The record is from RefSeq and is a predicted model, not a curated record. Gene Ontology annotation, molecular function: metal ion binding. Bases 1 to 1896 code for a protein of 631 amino acids. Lineage: Eukaryota; Fungi; Chytridiomycota; Chytridiomycetes; Synchytriales; Synchytriaceae. The transcript has 5 exons.
AUGUUGGCUCAAGACAGAUUAUGGGAGUCUGAUACAGAAGGGCGCUCAAGAAAUCUAGUCGAGAAAAGGUCUAGUGCUUUCAUCAAUUCUGCCCAAAACGAGGCGCCAGGAACCUUUGGUAGAACCAACAUAGAAAAUUUAAAGAGUCAGCUAGUAAGCCCAAGUAGUGGUAAAGCCUCCUUUGAAGACCUAUCUGCUCUAUUCUUGCCGUCAUCAACUCGCAAUUCAUUCACCUCCCGGGCUGCCAAUUCGACGCGAACUUUGGGUUUGCCGCCAUCGCCGCCACCUCCAACUCCAUUAGAACCUAUAUUCUCUCAUCUUAGCCCACUGACUUCCUCUUCUACUGUUGGCGCUCUGGGUUUCUUGAACCCUCACUUAUCAGAUCAAGCUCCUCAAGCUGCACCCGCUGCAGAAAGAGCUGUAUACUCGUCACAUAAUCUAUCUAGUAAUAACAGUCAUCACCAUCAUCACUCUCAUCAGUCAACCUCGUCUCAUCACCACGAACAGACACAUAAAGGAACCUCUAUACCUUUACGUAUCUCAACCUCGUUUGAUCGUAGUACUCUACCCAAGUUUUUAGAAGCUAGAAGGGCUCGUAGAGGUCUACCACCAACCCCUACGGACGCCCUCUUGGACUUGGAACUUGAUUGGUUGCCCAGUAUGGCUGAUAUUGCAGAAGAAGGAUCUCAUAUAGGUUUGGCACGUAGAUCGUCGCUUAUGAGUCCUAGUACAUUGAGUGCCCGUACCUUGAGUGCCAUCGAUGGAGAGAUGGGUCUAGGAAUGAGAAGAUCAUCGUCAGGACCGAUAAUCAGCUCAACAAUCUUGAACUCCGCGACUUCAUCAUCAUCACCACCACCACCACAACAACAACAACAACAACAAGAUAUGAACUCAGAUAGUACCUCUCCAACAACAUCCAACGAUACGGAUUCGUCGUCAAUGCCAUCACCUCCUAAUUUUAAUAGGACAUCGCAGACAUCUAUCGUCCCGCCACAAAAAGUAAACGCCAAUCUUAAUAAUCAGAUUAGUACGAAACCUCCCACUGUAAAUACUCAACAGCAGGCACCAUCCAGUAUUGUAUCCGCAAGUGCACCACCAACUCCAGCAGCAUUAAGUGUACCUCAGUUGCAAUUCUCACCAGUUGGCUCAAACACGGGUGCAGGAUCCUUAUGGGUACUAAGCUUUGUAAACUCUAUAUCGGCCCCAGCUACUCCCAUGGAACCAGGUGUUCCUCCUCCUCCACCAACCCCUGCGGUGUCCAGUGCGGCAAUGCAAAGUCCAGGCCUUCAGACUCCUCAACCACAAUCUUCAACCAACUCAACAACAAGUACCAAUACAGGUAUAUCAGCACCACCGCUUGCUCCGAUCAUCGAUUCAGCUUAUGGAUCUACGUCAUCGCUAAUGAAGAACUCUGACGAAGUCCUAAAUCUAAAUGUUGAUGAAGCAUUGAGCAUUGCCUUGCAAAGUGUUGCAUUGCCUCGUCAAGACAGUAUGGGCCGCCGUGAUAGCUUGAGUAUGUCUAUGAACAGUCUGGAAGAAGCUUCAAGGAUGUCAAAUGGUCGCAGCCUCAGUGAGCAUGCUAUCGAUGCAUACGACUUGGCAAAGUACCCGACUCAACAACAAGUGACACAACCAGGAAAUAUGACUCCUAUUGAAAUCAUGUAUCAACAGUUGCUCGCCGCCCAAAGUCCCAUGACUUCAAUGUACUCAUCGGCUCCACGAUUCCCUGCCCCUCUAUGCCGACACUUCUUGGCAGGACGAUGCUGGGCACAGAGUCAUUGCAGAUUCUCCCACUCGAUUGGACCAGCUCCAGUUCCUCAAAAUCACGUUGUGGUCAGACCUCUCUGCAAGCAUCACUUGGUCAACAGGUUGAUGCUGGGCAGGAAGCUUAUGUAG